Messenger RNA from Malassezia vespertilionis, 2679 nucleotides. RefSeq names its product Coronin-like protein crn1 (gene CRN1). The record is from RefSeq and is a predicted model, not a curated record. Gene Ontology annotation, biological process: actin filament organization. The transcript is spliced from 6 exons. Lineage: Eukaryota; Fungi; Basidiomycota; Malasseziomycetes; Malasseziales; Malasseziaceae. Gene Ontology annotation, molecular function: actin filament binding. The coding region runs from base 1 to 2679 and encodes 892 amino acids.
AUGAGCGGCGUAGCGCCAAUGCAGGCGUUGACCGAAUCGGCACAGAAGGGCAAAGCAAAAACAGUAAAGCAUACACCGAAUGUUAAAAGGAAGCAACAUUCUCGUAGUAAGCCGGGGAAACGCGAACAAGUUACAUUUGACGAAGACGCACGCAAAGAAUAUCUGACUGGUUUCCAGAAACGCAAGCAGCAGCGCAGGAAGGUUGCACAUGAACAGGCCCAAUUGAAAAUCCGCGAUGAACUUCGCAAAAGCCGUAUGGCCGCAGUAGAAAUGCGCAAAAAGCAGGCAGCCGAGAACGUGCGUGCAGAAAAGCUGGCAUUGGGUAUAGCAUCGGACGAGGAAAACGAAGAGCAGGAGCCUUUACAAGAAGAACAUGAUUUUGAGAAUGAGGAGCGCCGAGCACAUGUAACUGUGCAAGAAUUUGAUCUAGAUACCGAUUGGAGCGCGCCGCUGCCAAAAAUACCGUCGCUGCCGCCCUCCUCCCGUCGAGUCGCGAAAAAAGAGCAGUCGGUGAGGACAUCAUUGAAGCGUGCUGAAAAGCCGCGCAUCAAUGCAUCAAAACUGUCAGGGAGUCUGACCGGGAUCCUUGAGCCUGACGUGGCAGAAGCUGCGAGAGCGGACAAGUUAUUUAAAGAUGACCCAGUACUUGCCAUGCCCACGCACAAGAAGCGCCCGUUUUCAUAUUCAACAGCUGCAGAGCGUGCGCAGGAGCGAUUCAAGCAGGGCAAACGCAACCACCUUGCGGCUGAGGCACGUCGUGAAGAGAAUCGCAAACGUGUGAAAGGCGACACUACACUUACUAUCAUUGCGAACGUGCUUGGAAGCAGUGCCAUGGUGCUUAUUGUGGCUUACCGUAACCACACACCCUUCCACCCCGAGACAGGACCGGCGAGCGGUUAUAUGUUGCGGAAUUAUGCCGUUCAUGUGUAUGGAACCCCGAACAAGAAGGAGGAGUGCCACGAUAAUGUCAAGUCUUGGGAUACGAAUCUGCUAAAAGCGAACGACAAAUUUUUGUCGCUCAACUGGCAGGCCGCGGGCGGUGGUGCUUUUGCACUAAUUCCGCAGACGCAACGCGGGAAACUCCCGGAGCUGCUUCCACUUUGCCGGGGACAUACGUCUACCGUCCUUGACACAGACUUUAGUCCAUUUGAUGAUACAUUCAUUGCCAGUGGUGGUGACGAUGCAAACAUCUCAUUGUGGAAUGUGACUCCAGAGGUUGUAUUUGAGCGUAUGGAAGCGGCCAAAGACGGCAAUUUGGACGAGCUCAAGCCGAUGGCCACAUUCCAAGGCGGUCGUCGUCGUGUUGGACAUGUGCUCUUUCAUCCAACUGCUUCGAAUGUGUUAGCAGCGGCAACAGGAGAUCCAAUGAUUAAGCUCUUCGACGUUGAGACACAGAAAUGCCGCGUCGAACUCACUGGAUUUACUGACGCGAUCCAGUCUAUGUCAUUCGACGCUACAGGAUCCACUAUUGCAGCAACCUGCCGUGACCGCAAGUUGCGCCUUUUUGACACGCGUGCACCACAGAGUGUCCAAACAGUGGACUCGCACGGUGGUAUUAAAGGCGCUCGUGUGGUGUGGUGUGGCGACCGCCCUCGUCUCAUUACGACCGGCUUCAGCAAGCUAUCGGAGCGCCAAAUGUUCCUAUGGGAUGUAGCCGACUUGUCAAAGCCGAUCAAAACCGAGGUGCUUGACAACAGCAAUGGUAUUAUCAUGCCGUUCUGGACAGAUAAUAACGUGAUUUUCCUUGCAGGAAAAGGCGAUGGAAAUAUUCGCUAUUACGAACUGGAGAAUGACGAACUUCACUACUUGUCCGAAUACAAGUCCGUGGAUCCGCAAACUGGUAUGGCAAUGCUUCCUCGGCGUGACCUCAACGUGGACGAGAACGAAAUUGCGCGUGUGUACAAAGUGACAAACUCUAUGAUCCAGCCAGUCUCGUUCUAUGUUCCACGAAAAUCUGAUUCCUUCCAAGCAGAUAUAUUCCCUCCUGCAUUGUCUUCAAAGCCAGCCAUGACUGCAGUAGAGUUCUUUGAUGAAAAGAAGACUAUACCGCCCAACAUGCUCAAUUUUGACGACAGGUCGAUUACUGAGGGUGCAUCAGGUGUUGCUGCUGCCUUUGGCGCUGCUUCAGCUAGUGAGGGAAAAAAGGAUGAGCAGAUGCAAAAAAGCACGGGCGCAACCGACCAAAUGGCCGACGAAGCAAACGCAAAGGCCGACGAGGAGGCCGAGGGGAAAAGCGACAAGGAGGCAAAGGCAAAGGCUGCUAAGGAGGUCAGGGAACGAGCCCAGCGAGCCGAAAAGGAGGCCAGGGAAAAGGCCCAACAUGCAGAGAAGAAAGCCAGAGAAAAGGCUGGCCAGGCCGCAGAGCAGGCCAGAGUGUGUGUGGGCAGUUUGUCCAAAGGUGUAAAAGACUCCGCGGAUAAGGAUGCAGAGGAGGCUAUAUCCACUGCUGAAAAGGCUGCAGAGGAUGCCAAUGCAAGGGCUGACAAAGCUGCAAAAGCCGCCAAUGCCCGCGCCAACAAGGCGGUGGCUAUGCCUACAGCCGACGCACCAAACGCUACAGAAGAUUUGAAAGCUCAACUUGCGGAGCGGGAUACCCGUAUUCGCGAGCUUGAGAUGGAACUCACCAAGUUGCGCACCAACCAACAGCGUUUCCGCGACAUUGUCCUCAACAGCGAGUAG